Messenger RNA from Microplitis mediator, 4772 nucleotides. RefSeq names its product eukaryotic translation initiation factor 5B (gene eIF5B). The coding region runs from base 453 to 4535 and encodes 1360 amino acids. The transcript has 15 exons. Gene Ontology annotation, molecular function: translation initiation factor activity; GTP binding; GTPase activity. The record is from RefSeq and is a predicted model, not a curated record. Lineage: Eukaryota; Metazoa; Arthropoda; Insecta; Hymenoptera; Braconidae.
UUGUUGUAAAUGUAAAAGUAUUGAAAACCGGUGUGUGAUUUUCGAUAGUACCAUAUUUUUCUUGACGUAUGUUACAAAAUAUUAAUUUCACAAAAUCUUUUACAUUAACUAAUUACCGUAAGAAAUUAAAAUCCGUAAAAAAAAAAUUAUACUCCCGACUAAAAUUACUUAUUUGAUAAAAUAGUCAAUUUUUUUUACCUAAAUAUAAAUAAUACACGUCAUACUUUUAUGUCAUACAUAAAAUACAUUUAACAUUUACUUUUUUUUUCAAUAAAUUUAUUUUAAUUAUUAGCAAUAAUUUAAAUAGUUAAUUAAUUAAUUAAUUACAUUAGUAAUUUUAAUUAUUUAAAAUAAAAAUCGGUUGUUAUUUUUAUGAUUUUUUUUUGCGCUCCAAGUGUUACUCCGUUGAGUUUUUUUUUAUUUUUAAAAUAAUUAUUUUUUAAUUAUAAAUAAUGGGAAAGCCUAAGAAAGGAAAACGUUCUGGUAAAGACGAUGAUCUGGACAGUGAUAUUGAUAUUGAGGAACAAUCAGUAGCAAGUCAAGAUUCAAAAACAAAAUCAUCAAAAUCAACUGGCAAAGAUAAAAAGAAAAAGAAAGAUGAUAUUGAUGACCUAGCAGAUGACUUGGAAGAAUUAAAAGUCGACAAAAGUAAAUCUAAAAAAGGAAAAAAAUCAAAUCGUAAAGCCCAUGAUGAUUCUGAUGAUGAGUCGAUUAGUUUAUCGAAUAAAAACGUCACGAAAAAUAAAGGAAAGAAAGACGAGGAUUCGGAUUCUGACUUUGAAGUAAAGGUCAGCAAAGGAAAGAAGAAGAAUCAGAUAAAGAAAGGAUUUGCCGGAUUGAAUCUAGAUUCUGAUAACGAUGAUGAUGACGAUGAUAAUGAUGAUGAUGAGGAAAAAGUUGUGGUAAAAGCUAAAGGAAAGUCUAAGAAAAAGAAAGGAAAGAAAGGAAAUGACUUUGAUGAUUUUGAGGAUGAUGAUGACGAGCGGGUUAAUAUUAAAAUUCAUGAUGAUGAUGAUGAUGAUGAUGCAUCGGCUGUAGCUAAAAAUAAAGUCAAUAGCAAGAAAAAUAAAAAGAAGAAGGAUGAUGAUUUUGAUAACGACAAUACUAAAGUUAAAGGGAAAACGAAAAAAGGAAAGAAAAAGUCUUUGUCUGAAGACGAUGAUGAUAUCGUCAGUAAACCAGGAAAAAAUAAACAGGUUAAAAGUGUCUUUGCAUUGCUGGAUAUUGAAGGAGAUGAUGAUGAUGAUGAUGACGAUGAUGAUGAUGACAAACGUCAGGAAAGUGAAGAUGAAGAAAAAGUUGUCAGUAUAGAGAGACCUAAAACCAAACAACAGAAUCAGAAACAUCAAAAUCAAGAGUCGACGCACAAUAAAAAAGGAAAAAAAGGAAAGAAAAAAAAUGACAGCGAUGAUGAAAUUGAAAAAGUGUUGGCUGAAUUGGAAAUGGAAUACUCGGGUAAAAAAGGCGAAGUUAAAACUGAUGUCAAAGAAGAAAUAAAAACUGAUGAAAUUGAUAAAGACAAUAAGGAAGAAGGUGAGAAUAAGGAUAAGGAUGAAGAUAAAAAGAAGAAAGACAAAAAGAAAAAUAAAGCGAAAGCUAAAGACGAUAAAGAAAAAGAUCAAGCGACGACUGAGGAACUUAAGGAUGUCGCUGAUGAUGAUGACAAAGAUAAUGACGAAAGUGGUACAGUAAAGACGGCUGCGCAGAAGAAGAAAGAGAAGAAAGAACGUGAGAAAGCGAAAAAAUUAGCGCAGAAAAAAGGCGAACUUCCGAAAAAACCCCAAGAUCAAGAAAAAUCCGAGACACCAGAACCCGAAUCUCAACCCGCCGAGGCUGCCGAAGAAGAUGAUGAUGCAAAGAAGAAGAAAAAACUCAAAGAAGAUCCGAAAGCAAAAGGCAAAGGUCCGUCAAAAAUCGUUCUCGCUAAAAUGCAAGACGCUCUGAAGAAAUUAAAAGAAGACGAAGAACGCGCUAAGCGUGAAGAAGAAGAACGCAUUCGCCAGGAAGAACUGCGCGAGCAGCUCCGUCUCAAGCAGCUGCAAGAGGAACAAGAACGCAAAGAAAGGAAGAAACUGAAGGAAAAGCAACGGAAAGAACGUUUGAAAGCCGAGGGUAAAUUGCUGACACCGAAGCAAAAACAAGAUCGUGCUCGUGCCCAGGCGAUGCUCGACGCCCUCAAAGCUCAGGGUCUCGAAGUCCCCGACAAGGGCGAGAAAAAACCGCGGACACGUCUGCCCCCUGGCGCACGACCGCGGCUCAAUAAACUGAAGCAAACUAGUCAAGACAAUAAAACUGAUGACAAGCAGCAGGAAGACAAAGAAAAAAGUCAACAAGCAAAAGAAGAUGAUAAGGAAUCGAAUAAAAAUUUGAAUGAUCAAGUCCAGCUGGAGAUUAUCGACUCUCCUGCUAACGUCAAAGAAGAAAUCGAAGAGGUAAAAGACUCCUGGGACGUCGAUUCGAGUGAAGGCGAUGAAGACGAUAAGUCUGAUGAAGUAAAAGAACAGAAGACUGCUAAAGUUGACAGUAAACCUGGGAAGAAAGUUACGGGUAAAAAAGUCGAGAGUGAAGAGAGUGAGGACAGUAGUGACAGUGAUGAAGAAUCGGAGGAUGAUGACAGUGAGGAUGGUAGUGAUGCCAGUGAUAACGAGGACAGUAUUGAUGAGAAGAUGACGGAUGCUGAGAAGAAAAGAGAGAGGGCGAGAUUGAGGAUCGCCAACAGACGGGUUGAAGCUGAGAAGAAAAAAACUCUAGAUAAUUUACGUGCUGCGGUUGUUUGUGUACUUGGUCAUGUCGACACUGGGAAAACUAAAAUUUUGGAUAAAUUGAGAAGGACUAAUGUUCAGGACAGUGAAGCUGGUGGUAUCACUCAACAAAUCGGAGCCACUAAUGUGCCUAUUGAUGCUAUUAUUGAGAGUACUAAACACGUUAAAGGGAUUGCUGAUAAAAAAUUCAAAAUACCAGGAUUGUUGAUCAUCGAUACACCAGGUCACGAGUCCUUUAGUAAUUUACGUAAUCGUGGAUCAUCACUGUGUGAUAUUGCUAUUUUAGUUGUUGAUAUUAUGCAUGGAUUAGAACCACAAACACUAGAAAGUAUUGGUCUUCUGAAGACUAAAAAGUGUCCAUUUGUUGUUGCCUUAAAUAAAAUAGACAGAUUGUACGAUUGGCAGACGAUGAAUCGUAAAGAUGUUCAAGAUAUUAUAAAAUCACAAGCACAGAACACGCAGAUGGAAUUCGAAAAGCGGGCGGAUGAAGUUAUCGGACAGUUUGCUGAACAAGGGUUGAACGCUGCGUUGUUUUAUAAAAAUCCUGACCCACGUAGUUAUGUUUCUCUUGUACCAACGAGUGCUAUUACUGGUGAGGGUAUGGGUAAUUUGUUGUCAUUGAUAGUCGAUGCUUGUCAAGGGCCAUUGGCUAAACGUUUGAUGUACAGCGAAGAAUUACAAGCAACUGUACUAGAAGUAAAAGCAUUACCUGGACUUGGUACGACAAUUGAUUGUAUUCUAGUCAAUGGAGCACUUAGAGAAGGUGAUACUAUGAUUGUUGCUGGUACUGAUGGCCCUAUUGUUACACAAAUACGUUCGUUACUUAUGCCCCAACCACUUAAAGAAUUACGAGUUAAGAAUGCUUACAUCGAAUACAGAGAAAUAAAAGCAGCUCAAGGUGUCAAAAUAGCAGCGAAAGAUUUAGAAAAGGCUAUUGCUGGAUUAAAUUUACUAGUUGCUCAAAAACCAGAUGAAGUAGAAUUAUUAAGAGAAGAAAUAGCUAGAGAAUUAUCCAAAGCACUGGGAAGCAUAAAAUUAGUCGAACGCGGUGUCUUUGUUCAAGCAUCAACUCUGGGUGCACUGGAGGCGUUGUUAGACUUUUUGAAAGCCAGUAAAAUACCGUACGCUGGUAUAAGAAUUGGUCCAGUGGUAAAAAAAGAUGUAAUGAAAGCCUCUAUAAUGUUAGAACACGAUAGUCAAUACGCAACAAUUUUAGCGUUCGAUGUAAAAAUUGAACGUGACGCUCAAGAGCUCGCAGACUCACUAGGUGUUAAAAUAUUCCAAGCGGAUAUAAUUUAUCAUUUAUUUGAUAAAUUUACUGCUUAUCGAGAUGAAUUGAAACAGCGGAAAAGAGAUGAAUUUAAACACAUUGCAGUAUUUCCUUGCAAGUUUCGUGUUUUACCUCAGCACAUUUUUAACUCACGCGAUCCAAUUGUUGUGGGUGUUAUGGUCGAAGCGGGAAUUAUUAAAGAGGGAACGCCUGUUUGUGUACCCAGUAAAGAGUUCGUUGACUUGGGCGUGGUUACAAGCAUACAGUACAAUCACAAGGACGUUGAGUCGGCGCGUAAGGGCCAGGAGGUUUGCGUGAAAAUCGAACCGGUGCCAGGUGAAGCACCUAAGAUGUAUGGACGGCAUUUUGAUGACAAGGACAUGAUUGUCAGUAAGAUAAGCAGACAGAGUAUAGAUGCCUGCAAGGAUUAUUUCCGUGAUGAUUUACUGAAAACCGACUGGCAAUUGAUGGUCGAACUCAAAAAACUCUUCCAAAUUCUCUAAACAGAAUCGUCUAUUUAUAGAACAUAUAAUUAAAUCCAAACAUCGCCAAUAAAUAAAAAAAGAACAAAUAUAAUAUUUUUUUUUUAUUAAUAGAAUACUUUUUUUGCAGAUAAUCUGUAAAAAAAAAUUACUUGAUAAAUUGGAAACGUCAAAAAUCAUUUUUAUAAUUGAAAUUUUUAAUUAAUGAAUUUAAUUAUAAAUAUUAACAAUAAUUAAAAUAAAUUAAUACUGAAUAAU